Molecule: messenger RNA, 2064 nt
Organism: Pimephales promelas (fathead minnow)
Lineage: Eukaryota; Metazoa; Chordata; Actinopteri; Cypriniformes; Leuciscidae
Gene: btbd10b
Product: BTB domain containing 10b
Biological process (GO): positive regulation of phosphorylation
Cellular component (GO): cytoplasm
Molecular function (GO): protein binding
Source: RefSeq, a predicted model, not a curated record
CUUUAGUGAAGUCGCGUUUCCUGUCAGCAGUUGGUGGAGAUCAAAUUCGCAUUUUCAGGAAAAGCUGGUGGUCCUCUUCAAAUUUUGAUGGUUCUUCUUCUCAAUUUACCUCACGGGAAAACUCCAGUAUUCAAUUAUUUCACAAACUAUGCUCACGAUACUGUAAAAAGUGGCCUGAUGUGUUAGUCUGGACUUGAGACUGUCCAGGUGAAAAUGAACACGUAUGGUGCCAGCGGAGGCUGUGACCGCUCCAGAGAUCGAAGGCGCUCCAGUGACCGCUCUCGGGACUCAUCGCACGAGCGUGCAGAAGGCCAGCUCACACCCUGCAUUCGCAACGUGACCUCACCCACUCGGCAACACAACAGCGAUCGCGAGGGCGGCUCAUCUCGACCCAGCAGCCCGAGGCCUCAGAGGAUCUCUCCCAGCAGCAGCAGCAGUGGGGUGGCCAGCAGCCGGAACAGUAGCUUGUCCAGUUCAGAGGGCACCUACAAGAGCAUGGGUGAAAUGGUCUUCGUCUAUGAGAACCUCAAAGAUGGAGCCCGCAGCGUCCGCACGUCAGAGAAGGUCACGCUCAUUGUGGACAACACUCGCUUCGUGGUGGACCCAUCGAUUUUCACAGCGCAGCCCAACACCAUGCUGGGCAGGUUAGGAGCAGACCGCUCAUCUGAUAAAGGAAUGUUUGGAUCUGGACGGGAACACAAUUUCACCCGGCCCAACGACAAAGGAGAGUAUGAGGUGGCAGAGGGCAUCAGCUCCACUGUGUUCAGGGCGAUUCUGGAUUACUAUAAAUCUGGGAUAAUCCGCUGUCCUGAUGGAAUCUCCAUUCCCGAGCUAAGGGAAGCGUGCGACUAUCUGUGCAUCUCCUUUGACUACAGUACUAUCAAGUGUCGAGACCUGAGUGCCCUGAUGCACGAGCUGUCCAAUGACGGCGCUCGGAGGCAGUUUGAGUUCUAUCUGGAGGAGAUGGUGCUCCCUCUGAUGGUGGCAAGCGCUCAGAGCGGAGAGAGGGAGUGUCACAUCGUAGUGCUCACAGACGAUGAUGUGGUGGACUGGGACGAGGAGUACCCGCCUCAGAUGGGAGAGGAGUAUUCACAAAUUAUAUACAGUACAAAGCUGUAUCGUUUCUUCAAGUACAUUGAAAACCGUGAUGUAGCCAAAUCAGUUUUAAAAGAUCGAGGACUUAAGAAAAUCAGGCUGGGCAUUGAAGGUUAUCCAACAUACAAAGAGAAGGUGAAGAAGCGUCCCGGUGGUCGACCUGAAGUCAUCUACAAUUACGUCCAAAGACCCUUCAUCCGCAUGUCCUGGGAGAAGGAGGAAGGCAAGAGUCGACACGUGGACUUCCAGUGCGUGAAGAGCAAGUCCAUCACGAACCUGGCAGCGGCGGCGGCGGACAUUCCCCAGGACCAGCUUGUGGUGAUGCACCCCGGACCACAGGUGGAUGAACUGGACAUUCUCCCCAACCACCCUCCCCCCGGUCACCACCACAGCAACGAGCCCGACCCCGACGCCCCGUCGCCUGCCGUCUGAGAGCAGACGUCCUCCACCGCAUGCUCAGCAUGAACCAGAGACACUAUAACCAGAUUGCCUUCUGCACCUCCUCCACAGCCUUAGAGCCUCAACUGUCUAGUUACUGUAUUUAAAAAGAGGGAAAAAAAUACUCCAUGGACUUGGGAUGCUGGCAUGGUCAGUGGUCUCCCGUUUUGUCUUCGCUGUUCUGUUCUUUUUUUUUUUUUUACUUGACCAAAGGAAAUUUAUUUUUGUUUGUUUGAAAUGAAAUUAGCAACCUCACUUAUUUUGUAAUUUGACCUUGAUUCUAAUUAUUGUUACUAUCGUUGUUUUACAUUUGACUUCUAUUAUUAGUGCAACGAGUUUAAUUAUUAUUAAUAUUAUGACGUUCCUUUCACUUGAUGCCACUUUUUCUUUUGGAAAGCUCUCCUCGGGAGGUCCAUUUUGCCUGGUGAAUGAAUGCAGUGUUUUUCUCAGCUGGACAUUAAUUUAUCUACUCAAGAUCUGUCUGUUCAAGCGCUUGAAAAUCAUUGUAUUAAUAAAGAUAUAUAAUGUUAA